This is a messenger RNA of Rhinichthys klamathensis goyatoka, 2887 nucleotides long. It is a transcript of the gene mfsd6a, whose product is annotated as major facilitator superfamily domain containing 6a. The record is from RefSeq and is a predicted model, not a curated record. NCBI's taxonomy places the organism in Eukaryota, Metazoa, Chordata, Actinopteri, Cypriniformes, Leuciscidae. Gene Ontology annotation, cellular component: plasma membrane. Bases 288 to 2672 code for a protein of 794 amino acids. Gene Ontology annotation, biological process: antigen processing and presentation of exogenous peptide antigen via MHC class I. The transcript is spliced from 8 exons.
UAAUUAAUAUUCAUGAGGAAAGCCCCAAGUCAGUCGGGUUUGUGCUCAGGUGAACAGUGGAUUCUUGCCACCAAGCAGCAAAAAUGCCUUGACAGGACAUUAAAUAAGGGAGAAAUUACCUGUUUGGACUGGCAGAGAUGCCAAAAUUCCAAAACACGGUCCAUUAAACAAAACAAUCAUUGGAAAUGGAAGAAAAUCAACUUCAUCAUCGAAACUAGUCGGUUUCAAAGUAGUCAACUCACCUGAAAGUACCGAGACUACAGGAACAUCAAAGCACCCCAGCAAAGAUGGCAGACGACCGCAUAGCCAUCUUAACUGAUGAUGAAGAAGAGCUGAAAAGGAGACACCUUGAGCGCUUUGACCGUCUGUCGCUUGAGAUUCAAUCAGAUCAACCAUCCCAACCAUCUGAGAACAAUGUGCCUAAUGAUACGGCACCAACUCCAUCACCUCAACACAACAUGGGCUGCUGCGAAAGAUUGUGCCUACGGGUCAACCGCCGCCUCCUUGUGUCAAAAGUGUUUUAUUUAUUCUUCUAUGCUGCAUAUGGUUCCCUCCAUCCACUUCUUGCUCUGUUCUACAAGCAGCUGGGGAUGAAUCCCACCCAAAGUGGUCUCCUAGUGGGAAUCCGAUAUUUCAUUGAGUUCUGUAGUGCCCCUUUUUGGGGCAUUGUUGCAGAUCGCUACAGGAAAGGUAAAGCGGUCUUAUUGUUCUCAAUGUUAUGUUGGCUCUUCUUCAAUUCUGGGAUUGGCUUUGUGCAGCCUCCAGAUAUGAAGUGUAAAGAGAACCUCCCGACGACCACAACAAUGGCAACAACCGUCAAUCCUACCACAUCUAACGAGACAUUGUACCUCAACACCAGUUCUAUCCUAACAACAAAUCAGAUGAGACAGCGCAGGGAUCUGUACGGACACUACCCUUGGCGAACGAUCCUCUUGUCUGUUCAGUCUUCAGACUACAGCUCUGAACACCGGUUCAAACGGGAUUCCAACACGAGUUUCACUGUGGCAUCAGAUGAACCAGCUAACACGACAGAAUCUGACCAAACCACGACCACGCGGCCUGAGCCAAGUACAUCCUUCUCAACGUCAACCCCCAACAACACAAACACAACGUCCAGUAGCACUACUCAAAGUACCACAUUGAAACCAAAUCUGCCGCCUCCUGAAUAUAACAUGGACCAGGUUCAUGACAUUUUCCUGUUGAUUCUGCUCGUCAUCAUCGUUGGCGAGUUUUUCAGCGCUCCAGCUAUUACAAUCGUAGAUACGGUGACGCUCCAGUACCUGGGUCCGCACCGUGACCGCUACGGUCUCCAGCGAAUGUGGGGAUCUCUAGGCUGGGGUAUCGCCAUGCUCUGCGUCGGCAUCUGGAUCGACCACACUAGCACCAACCUUGUCAUUGGCAAAAUGGAAUGCGUCAUGGAAAAUUACAAGGACUACCGUAUUGCCUUCAUCGUGUUUGGAGUAUUAAUGGCAGUUGCUCUGAUCAUUGCCACUCAGUUUAAGUUUAAUGUUUCGCACCAAGGCAACAGUGAAGAAAACGAGGUUGGCAACCAGCCUAGAGGAUCCCCUGGAAUGGCUAACUCCGAGAUCUCAACAAUUGUCCAAGCUGAGGAGUUCCACUUCUGGGACUUGAUGAGACUGCUGUGCGGCGUACAGUACGGCACUGUGUUAUUCGUUGCCUGGUUCAUGGGCUUCGGCUAUGGGUUUGUUUUUACUUUCCUUUACUGGCAUUUACAGGACCUGACAGGAACCACAACUCUGUUUGGUGUUUGCUCUGUGCUGAGUCACGUGUCGGAGCUUGCUGCCUAUUUCACCAGCCAUAAAUUCAUUGAACUGGUGGGGCACAUCAGAGUUUUGUACAUCGGCCUGGCCUGCAACACGGCACGCUACCUGUAUAUCUCAUACCUGGAGAAUGCCUGGACUGUGCUGCCCAUGGAAGUGCUACAAGGAAUAACGCACGCGUCUGUUUGGGCGUCGUGUAUCUCGUAUUUGAGCGCGGCCGUACCUCCGGCGCUUCGGACGUCAGCUCAGGGUAUCCUGCAGGGUCUCCACCUCGGCCUGGGCAGGGGCUGCGGGGCCAUGGUCGGCGGUAUAUUCGUCAACUACUUUGGUGCUGCCAAAACGUUCAGAGUGAUAGGAAUGACCUCACUUGUAAUUUUGCUCUUAUUUUCAUUAAUUAUGUACAUUACUGGCCAGAAUGAGAAAAAAGAGGACAAGAUGCUAGCAGAGAACAUUCCUAUCCCGUUCAGUCCUGUUCCCAUAGCGACCAUCCACCUGGUUCAGAACACCCCAGACGUGGUGGCACCAACUCGACCCGAGCCCAAAUUUCCAGCUCGGAAAACGAGGCACCAGGAAGACCAGGAGGAUCUGAACAAGCCUGCUUGGGUUCCCUCCGGGUCGCCGUGGGUUUCAGUCGUUCUACUGUUUUACCAAAUCAGAGAGAUGGUCAUCAUGGCAAAGACACACCACCCUGUUGAUGUCCAGCCCCUUCAGGACACAGAUGAGGUCCUCUCAGACUCUCGAGAAGAUGACCUAUCACCUGCAGUCUUUAGCAAUGCUUUGCGGCAGGAAAGCUUUCCUAGCGCUCUCCAGUCCCAGGAGGACCCCGGGCCCCCAGGGGCCACUGCACAGCUGGAAUUCCCACCACAGUCUGUAUUACAACCUGUGAGCUAGAGCUGAUGCCACAAACUGACUCAGUAACCCGCGGGUAUUUUCUUUUCACACUGACUUCAUUUUGUUUUCUUUGUGAAGUUUUUUUAUGAACUACUUGGGGAAAUACAAGGAAGAUGAAUGUACUUCGCUGUAUAAGUGCCUUUGUAUGAUUUUUAACUUAUUUCCAGUUGUUUUGCUCAAGCUUUAAAUAAAACCUGGCAGGUUUUAAUCCGUAA